AUGCUUGGCUCUAUAUUUUGCUACCUUCUCUGCUGGCAGUUAUCCUUGUGGGCGGCAUUUUUGGAUUGUGGUGUAAGAAACAGCGUAGUAAGACCUGCACAUCGAAACUGUCCCCUCAUAGUACUUCAGCACAGCUUAUACCCAUUCAUCAUCAAAAUUCCAGCCACUCACACACCCAACAGAUUGAAAUGCAAAAGUUUUUACCCCGCAUACCUCUCGGGAUCCAUGAAGUAUCGCCACAGUCUAUUCAUUUUUUACACGAGCUUGGCGACGGAAUUUAUGGAAAAGUGUUUCGGGGUGAAAUGCAUCAUCCGCGUUCAACAUCGGGGACAACAAUAAUAUCUCCUGUUGCGAUCAAGACUCUAAAAGAAGGAUCUUCUGCGCAAACCAGACAAGAAUUUUGCAGAGAAAUCGAAACUGUUGCAAGUUUGCAACAUCCCAAUGUUGUGUGCUUGGUUGCUGUUUCUAUUAGAGAAGAACCUUUAUGCAUGCUGUUUGAGUAUAUGUUUCAGUGCGAUCUGCACGAGUUUUUAUUAAUUCAUUCUCCACAUUCAGAUGUAUCAGCCAGAAGUGAUGACGGAACGCCACAAAUCUUGGAAUUAUCAGACUUUUUGGCAAUAUCAAUGCAAAUCGCAUCAGGCAUGGAGUACCUUUCAAGCAAGCGAUACAUUCAUCGUGACUUAGCCGCUCGAAACUGCCUCGUGUCCGUUGAAACAGCACCAACGAGCUUAUCUCAAUCAUGUCUGACCGGUGGUUCAACUUCCCUCAUGGACAAUAUCUUAGUGAAAAUUUCCGAUCUUGGUGUCAGCAGGCACAGUUGUGCGAAAGAAUAUUUCAGGAUUCGGAACACUUUGCUCCCUGUUCGAUGGAUGGCUCCAGAAUCUUUGUUAUAUGGCACAUUUACCACGGAAAGUGAUGUAUGGUCAUAUGGCGUUCUGUUGUGGGAAAUUUUCAGCUAUGGUAUAAGACCUUACUUUAAUUGCGACAAUCAAGAAGUAAUAGAUCUUGUUUGUACGCACCAACUUCUUCCAAGGCCCGAAUAUUGUCCGCCGUUUGUGUAUUCGAUUAUGAAUGAUUGCUGGCAUGACACUCCUUCGCACAGACCAAACUUCAAAGAAAUCUACAAUAGAUUGUGUUCGGUACAAACAUUGCAUGAGAGAACAUUUAGCAUUAGUCAUUCUGUAUUGACUCAUAAUAGCAGUCACCAAAGUAGUACAGGUCCGAGUAAUAAGACAUUAUCCACUAAUUUAAGUUGUGGAACUGGCAAUAUUCUGGUUAAUGGAGCAACUGUAAGGCAAAAUGGUGCUUUCCAGUUUUGUGGUACUGGCAAUGGUUUCGUGUCAGCCAAAAUGAUACCUGCACAUAGAACUCAUCAAUGUGAACAAGUGUGAAAAGUGUAUGAAUUCAUUUGACAAUGAGUUAUUUUUUUCAACUGUCGUUGUGCCAUGGAAAGACUGAAAACACAUGAUGAAAUUAUUGGCAAACAAAUGUUUACAAACAUGGUAACUUUUCAGUUGACAUAUAAAUAAAUGAGAAUUAAAAUCUCUUCGAAAAGAUUUGCCACUAAUGUUGUGAAAUGAUCAUGCUGAAUCAUAAAGCUUGUCAUUAGUCAGAAAUCUUUAACGUCUUGACCAAACUAAAGAAAAACAUCCCUUUUUCUUAUAACAUGAAUAUUAGUUUUCCGUUUCUUAACAUACCUUAUUGGUGUGGGGCCUUAUUGGUGUGGUCUUUAUGUUAAAUCAAACUUCCUGAUUCUCAGAAAAAUCAGUAGUAAACGGUAAUAAUAAUUUCGAAUUAAUUGUCUGAAACCUUAAUGAGGUAUUUAGUUGAACCAUGAUAUCGUGUAAUCAUAUGUAAGAUUUAACUUGCACGUUAAUGUGGUUCAAACUAACGCCUUACUAUGGUUACGGAAAAUUUGCAAGCUAAAAGAUCAAGCUACAAUGUUUUAACAAUGGAAGCUUUCAAACCAUAUUUAGACUUUUCUCAUAUGACUAGCAAAGUGGCGACUCAUGGGUUGCGCGGAUAUGAUAAAGUACUUAUAGUUACUUAGUAUGGAUUACUUUACUACUGUAGAAAGCAAGCAUUUCAGACAAUACAGAGAUCUUUAAGGCAUACCAUGACCUCUACAAUAGUGAAAAAAAUUUCAAAACUUAUUUAACCUUAUCUCAGAUAACUGGGUCUUCAAGACAAUUAUUUGAAAAACAACCAUGUUUGUACAUUUUUGUUGGUAAUAAUUUCAUUUUUUCUCUUUCUUGUAUUUUACAUAUAGUCCAACGAAGGUACUGAAAAAAGGACCCUCAUAAUAUCAGAAAUCAUUUUUUAAAAAAAUAUUCAUCGUGUUCUUAAAAGUUUAGCAUUCUUCUGAGCUUGAACAAAAAGAAAUGGUCCAAAAUAAUUUCAUUCAUAGAAUGUAUUGUUUAUCAUUGUUUAAAAAUAGUGAAGUUAAGAAUUUUGAUUUUACACUAAAAAAAUUUAAAUUCUUUCAAUUUUUAUGCGAAGUAAUUGUUGGAAAUUCCGUGCAUUUUUUAAUAUUCAUUUCAAAUAUUACCAAUAUUAAAUUUCAGCUUAAAGCGCUUCGGAUUCCUUUCAAAUCAAAUGUUAUAUUCAAAAUGUUCAUCUCAUUCUUUAUAAUACCCAUUCUUUGUUCGGUGGUGAAAAUUGAAACACAAAUACUAACACAAUUAAUAAAGCUAAAAUAAUCAAAUGACUUUUUUACUUAUUUUUAUUCAUUUCCCUUCCCGGUGACUAAACUAAUACAUUUAGCAAAACACGUUUUUAGUAGCUUAUCCUUCAAUGAAGAUUAUAUGAUUAAAGAUUUAUAUUUCAAUUAGCAUUUAUUUCCAAAGUUAUUCGAGCAUCAUUGGCGUCAAAAAAUUGCAUGAAGUUUUUUUACUUUUCUCCUAAAAGAAUUAGUACCAUUUCUCCAUUAAUUUGACUUCUAGUACUAUAAUAUAUUUUUUAUUUCAAUAUGUGCCUAUUACAGAAAUUAAUUAAGCAUCUUUAGCAUCAAAAAUGGCAUAACGAGUUUUUACAUAUAUCUUAAACGAAUUAGUGCCAUUGCUUGGUUAAUUUUGUUUUACAAUACAAAACUUAUUUUUUAAUUUCAUUUAGUUCAUAUUAUCAAAAUUAAUUGAAUAAUUUUGGCAUCAAAGUUGUAUAGCGAUUUUUGUAUUUUUUUCUUUUUCAAAAUGAAUUAUAUCAAUUUCUCUAUUUCUUUUUUUUUUCAAUAAGUAACUUUUUCUUUAAAGUAUUUUCCAUUACCAACAUUAAUCAAGCUUCAUUGUCGUCAAUAAUUAUAUGGUGAUUUUUUGCGUUUCUGCUACACGUGUUAGCACUAUUUCUUCAUUAAUUUAGCAAUUCAGUGCAUAUUUUUUCCUUCAAUUUCCGUGAAUUUUAAAUUAUAGCUAUGCUGUUUAAGAAUGUUGAAAUAUAAACACGUUUAAAAAGAAUAACUAUAAACAAAAUUAACACGAGGAUCGCUUUAUAAAUACUAAUUUGGUAUCGCAAUCCGCCUAUUCUAGAGCCCCUGAAUUAGACUUGAUAGUAUAGGAGCCUUAGCCUAUGCUACCACGUUCAAGUUCAUCAUUGAGUUUAUCUGACAUAACGAAUAAAACUCCUGAGAGCUAUAAGCUAGCAAACAUCACAGACGUUAUCUUAAACCCGAAUCGUUUGCAGUUUAAUUAUUAUCAACAGAGAUUUCUAAACCAAUGAAACAAUUCCAUUUUUAAACAUUUAUGCCAAACAAUCAGAUUUAAGUGUUUGAACAAUUUUUUAGAAUCGGGGGCUAAAAUUACUCCUGUCCAAAUUUUAUGACGGUUCUUGAGUUGAAAGAGUGAUACACGCAGAGACUCAUUUUAUUAUUAUAGAUAUAUUUUUUUUAAAAAAAACUUAUGUUAAUAAUAUAAUUUUGAAUGUUUGUACCGAAUGAAUUACAUUUUGUACUUAAUUUCGCUCAAUUUUGAAAUAUUUUACAUAACUGUCUUAGAGUAUGAGCAAGUAUUAUUCAAAUAAAAUAAAUUUUUACAGUAUUUUUAAAUCGGCUUUUGAUAAGUAAAAUGCACGAAACUUUCAAUAAUACUAUUUAACAAUGUAUUAAAUUAGAUUUAUUUUUUAGUUAUAUUUAAAAUUUAUAAAAACAAAAAGUUGCUUCAAUUUUGCACUUUUGAUUUUUUUUUAAAAAAAACAUGUGUUUACGGUGUUUAAAUAUGAGUAACGAUAAACUUUUAAUAGCCAUAUAUUCAAGACUAUGCAAUGUGUAUAAACUAUUUAUAUUCAGAUAUUGCAAUGGUGCUUAUGUAUAAAUCUAUGUUCACAUAGUCUUAAGACCAAAAAAAAGUGUACAUUUGAGAAACUCGCAUUUUCCCUGAAUGCGGGUACACGAAAUAAGCAAGUUUUCUUUUUCAUAUUAUUUUAUGGAAAAAACAUUAUUUCAGUAAAAUUAAGAUGCAAAAUAUCUCACUUUACAUUAGAUUAGUAAACUGCAAUAUCUUUGGGGUUACACAUAAUUUCAAAUUUCACACUGACUUUAAAAUAACUAUAAACUUUCUUUUACGUGUUUUUAAACUUCUUUUGAUGUAGAUUAGCAAUUUCUCUCAUUCCAUUAGCUGAGUACGUAGUUGUGAUUAUUAAUAGUUUAUUGUUUUGAUGUUGUGUGAUGUUAGACUAUAUAGUACUUAUAAAAUAAUUUACUUAAUUUUUGUGCCAUAUAUCUCGCCUAUAAUUAAUUGCUGUGUAUUAGCUUGUUUAUGUACGCUUCUUAUGUGUGUUGAUGUAUAGUUUGUUUAUAUUUUCUAUGGAUUCAAAGAUUUCUUUUACAUAUCAAAUUAAACGAAAAAACCUUUUCAAUAAAAACAUCCUUAAUCCUUUUCUGGUUGUUAACACAUGAUCAUUCAAUAUUUCGCAUGUUUACUAAAAACUAGAGCUGUUUAAAAUUGAAGUUUUUUCUCACAACAUAUCGUCGAAUUAAUACAGUAUUUAUAUAAAUAGCACAAUAUUUUUCAAUUUUCUAUGCAUUAUUCAUACCAUUUAAUGCUGGUUUGCAAUUAUUUGUUAAUAACUGCUGCUAUAGAAAGUGAUUUAGAGGACUUAAAAUUACAUUUCCGAUUUUAUAAAAAUUAGAACUAUCUUCAAAAUGGUGAUAAUUUUGGAAAAGAUGUAAUCGGAAUUACGAUAUAACGCAAAGUAUACUCACGCAUUACUGUUCGUACGAGAAAUUUUGAUUCUUUGCAAAAAUAAGUAUGCAAGAAAAUAAGUAAGCAAUAAAAUGAUAUUAAUUAAAAUUAAUGUUUUAAGCAGUUAAAAAAAAUUAAGAAUAUCAGAUAUGGUUUAAGAAUUAUAUUCAAGCUUUUUGAGAUUCCCUCCAGUUUAAAUUAAGCCGGAAACUUUUCUUAGUUGCUUUCCCUGCAAUGAAAGGCAAGUUUUAAAAAACAUCAAUACAAAAUGCAUAGGUAUAUUUUUUUUAAAUCUAAUUUCGUAAAAAAAUGGUAAAGUGGUGUUUAACAGAAUUUUUCGAUGUUAUCACAAAAUUUUAAACAUUUUCGUUAUUUUCCAAUUCACCUUGCAGUUCACGUAAAAACUUAAAAUUUGUAUUAACUGUUAUUUAUUUUCCCUUAAUCAAAAUAUACGGUAUUUAAGACCAUUCAUUUGGUAAUUUUUCCGUUUAUAUGAUAAGAGAUA
Molecule: messenger RNA, 5676 nt
Organism: Parasteatoda tepidariorum (common house spider)
Lineage: Eukaryota; Metazoa; Arthropoda; Arachnida; Araneae; Theridiidae
Source: RefSeq, a predicted model, not a curated record